Symbiodinium pilosum is the source of this 246-nucleotide messenger RNA. Lineage: Eukaryota; Dinophyceae; Suessiales; Symbiodiniaceae. The record is from the annotation of a GenBank genome assembly.
AUGUUCGGCUUGCUUCGGGGCCGUCCUUACACAGCGAAGGAGAUCCUGGAGAUGCAGGGGGUCCCGAUGUAUUCAGACACUCUAGAUGCAGCAGGUGUGAAGCUCCUGUUCGAUCCUUGCUGCGUAUCUGCAGCUGCGCUCCGCCGCCUGAGCGGAAAUUCUUUUAACCAGGCCUGCAUGACAGCCUUCAUGGCUUUUGUGUACAGUUUCAUCCGUGAGUCUCCGGCAAGUCCGGUGACUGGGUAG